AUGGAUGGUCAUAUAAAGGCUCAUAUGGAUCGUAUGCCGAUUACAGAACAAUUGAGGAAUUGGCAGGGUUUUGCUGGACUAUACCUUGGUGAAGUUCAGAAAUCUGAGAAGGCCCUAAAAAAUAUCGACGACAAUCUUGGAAUUAGGGUGUCGCCUUAUAUCGAGUUUAUAAGAGAGAUUGUUGAGAAUUUUCGUAAGUCGGUAAAUGAUGAGAGUGUUACAAAUUCUGUCAAGGCACUCAACGCUAAAUUCAUGUACCAUCGAAAAGACGUGGCUUCUCACAUUGAGACCAAAAUACAGACCGUAAAACAAUCGUUGAGUGAGAAGUUGGGACAAAUUGGCAAGGAUAUUGAAACUCUUAAGCAGGCGAGAGACACGCACAUUAAGAGUAUUAGGAAUGCCAUGAAAUUGGCGCAGCAGGCGGCGGACAAUUUGCUUGGAAAAACGGGUACCGAAUUUGAUACCGCUUACAAGACAUUAAUUACUAAUAAGUUUACUGAAAUAAAAGAUGCAGUUGAGAAGUUUGCUAAGGAGGGUUCCGAUAGCACAGAUCUUUUGAAGCAGUUUGGCAUCGUCAAUCAGCAAGUCAACAGUGAGAUGUCAACUGCCCUGCUGGCGGAUUUGACUAAGUUGAAGGAGGCUAUAGAUGACGUUGACAAACAUGUGGAAAAUGAUAAGGCUGACGGUAUUGGUCUUGUGAGCGGUGAAUUGCAGGAUCUUCAGACGGCGAUGGCGACUCUAGGUAGUAAGAUUCUUGAGAGGAUUACGGAGACAUCCGCCGAACUAUGGGUUCACUAUGAGAAUGUGUUGGAAGAUAAAAUCAAGGAUCUUGCGACUAUGUUCAAGCCUUUGAGGGAAGCCAUCUACGGUGAGGGAGGAACAUCCAAAAAUCCGGCCGAUAAGUCACUUGGCAAGUAUAUUAUUGACUUAACGGCUGCGAUCGGCGGUAAUGGCGACGAUGACGAUGACGCCGAUGAAGACGGCAAGCUUGACAAAGCAAUUAAGAAAUUCCACUCUGCCGCUGAAGCAGAAAUCAGAAAUGCAGCCAAGACGGCGAUUGAGAAGGCGCUCGAGGAAUUCAAGAUGGACGCUGAUGACAACAAAAUCAAUGUGCCAGCAAUGAUGACUCUGUUUAAUAGCGCCAAAACAAAGAUUACUAAUGCGUUGUUGUUAAUGGCUGGAGAACUCGAGAAACUUAAGAAACUUCCCACCACAAUCGAACAAACCGGAAAGAAUGCUGGAGAGUUGAUGGAUGAAUUAAAGGAAAGGAUCGACGGUGUCAAAAAAGCAAUCGACGCCAUCGCUAAACCUAUCAACGACGCCGAAGAUGCCUUCGACUCCGCCGUCGAGGCACUCGAUGGCUCCCUAGUAUUGGCUCAGAGCGCCGCGAAUGGAAAAUUGCAAGAUUUACAAUUUGAUUUGCAGGCGCGUGUAAAUAAAGCACUACAUGACCUCGAGGAUGCUGUACAGAAAAUGUACGACGAUCAAAAAAAAGCCGAAUUAAGAGCCUUGCAUAGUUCUGUCGCUGACCAAUUCUCGAACGUACGAUCUUUAAUUGAUGACGACAUGGAUAUGGGCCUAAAAGGCCUGAUGGGAAAAUUAAAAGAAGCUUUUCUGGUAUACAGGCCGUAUCCUUCAGGUACCGAUCUCCGUCCAUUCACCAAGAAAGUUAAUCAGUUCCUCACAAAAUUCUUCGACGAACUGCUGCUGCAGACAGAUUUGACAGAUGACCGUGAACGUAUGGACCCCCUCACCUCCGCCCUCUCCUCCCUGCUCUCCACAAUGUUCAAUAAACAACACUUCCACCGCGAAGUCUCCGACAAAAUCGACGCGCUCAAAAAAGCGCUCGACAACUUCACUCCAACACAAUUCCACGAAGCCUCUCCCCUGCUCAACGUCGUAAAGCGCGGCGUCACGGACCUCCACGAGCAGCUUCGCAAGCAGUACGUCAGCAGGUACUCGGGCAAAGAAUGGAAUUCUCUGCAAGAGCCGGAAAAGACAAAUUGCGCCCAAAUUCUCGUCACCAUCCUCAAGACAUUGACUCACGAUUUACGUGAGCUUCAUGAGAGAUGCGACAAGAAGAAAGGUGAUUGCAGGGAAAACAAAAUUUCCCUCAUAUCCAAGCCAAGCGUCUAUAAUCCCCUCGGCGCAUUUUUCAAGGACUGCGGCUUUAUUGUUUCCAAGUUGGAAGAGUCCUAUGAAGGAGAGCUGAGAUGUCAUGAGCAGAUGAGGGGGGGACAUUUAUUCGAGAAACUUGUUGCUUCGCUGCAAGAUGUCAACAAAAUUCUACAUCUUCCGAAAUGCGUUACAGACAAAACUGAUAACUUCACUGUCAUCGACCUACUUAAAUGUCUCACAACUCACGUCGGUGAGUAUUACCAAUCUUGCCACCUCGGACUCCCGAAGUCCAAAAAGUAUCCGUGUUCCAUUCGUGAUAUUUGUGUAUGGCUUUCUGGCCUUCCUCACACUGCAGUUUAUAACACAAUUCAGGGGCACUGUGAUAAGAUGCUCAAUCAGAAAGACGAAGCGACCGGUGCAUUCCCCAAUCAGGCCGAUAAAGUCAUGAAGAGAUCCUUGCAACACCUAUACGGUACCAUUAAAAAAACAUGUCACUUGUCACAUAGAUUAUUAGUCUCCAUCCAGGGCAACGGACGUGGCUACGACCACGCUGCGUAUCCCUAUGCGUGUUGCUUUGAGAACAACCACGGAGGGUUCUAUUACCCCGGUGAUCCGUCGUCGUUGCUUGACAUGUUGAAAGAUAUGUGUAUGCGUUUGUUGCGUGCAGUGUCUUUCUUAUACCAGCAAUGUAAGCACACAGCAUCCGACGGCAACGGGUGGCGUGAGUGUCAAUAUGGUUAUCGUGUCGGCACCUACCACUGGGAUUGCGACAAGUCAAGCGAUGACUCAAACACACAACCAAACAGACAACCUAAGUGCCAACCAAAUAGUGAACCAAAUGACCAACCAACGUGCUUACCAAAGUCCCCGCUUCAGGCCCAUCUUAUGGAUGGCCUUCCUGGUUUCAUGCCGCAUAAGUUCACAGCUGUCGGUUGCCAGGCCAUGUGCUCAACGUGCCCUAAGGGCUCACUUGUUGGUCAAUGUAUUACCCCAAUGGGCUUCGCAGAUUUGGCCACUGCGGGCUCUAUUACAGGCCGUGGCGAUGACCUCGUUGAUGUGCUUUCUACGCUUUGUAAAAAUGGCGGUUCAGUUCUGUGUGAAUUAGUGCACGCAUUACAAUGCAUAUCGCCCUCUCCACCGAAGGGCUUGGCAGAGAUGUUCUCGUACUACUGUAACGUAAUGCAGAAAUCGUACGGUGCAGUGUAUGGUCAUUAUACGCAAAGCAAAGAUGCAAUUGAUGAAGCUGUUAAUAAUAGUUUCCCAUUUAACAAUUUCAAAACGCUUCACCAAAGUUACCGAAAUUCACAACUCACUGAAAAGUUCAGAGAUUUGUAUUGUUAUAAUGGAUCCCAUAACAAACAUCUCGACGAAGGCCAUUGUGACCUUCAAAGUCUGUCCCCAAAUCCUACAUCCACCAAAUUGAAUGAGUGCUCUACUGCUAAUUCCACCUGCGCCCCUUACCUCAAAGCUCUGUGUCACGAUGCUCAUCACACAUACCCUGCAAAACACGCAAACAUGUAUCUGUCAUGGCUUUGCCGGUUGGCGUGGACAUUCUGGGAUUUGCUUGAUCAGUUGCUCAAGGCGUUCAAUAACAUAUCCUGUCAAACAUAUGGGUGUCUAUGCAAAUGCGGUUUUGGUAAACACGGCGUCACUGAGGAAGAAACAUCGCAACCUCCAAAAGUUCCGACGCCUGCCAAAAUAAGUUGCAGUUGCACUUCGAUCGUCGAGUGCAAAGGACCUAUGUCCGUAUUCUACCAGUACGGUUUCACAUUCGGAAUGCCGAAAGAGUUAAUGGGAUCCGGAAGCAAGAAGACAUGUGACAAUUUCGUAAAGCAGUUGAACAGAGUUUUAACGAACGGAUACUUCAAAGAAUUGUUUGAUGAAAUCGAUGAUUUCAUCUGGGCAAUACGUACACCCUUCUCAUACCUCUUAUUAGCCCUCUGGUCGCUGUCGCUCCUGUACCUGCUGCACAUCGCCGUCGUCCGCCUCGACGUGCUGAGGAUACGCUCCCACCUGCGCUCGCCCUCAAGCCACCGCAUCGCCGCACAGUCCCUCCUCGCCGCCGCACGCGUCAAGGCACUCGCAAACGUCAAGUACUUCUCACCAUAA
This is a messenger RNA of Babesia ovata, 4227 nucleotides long. RefSeq lists its product as uncharacterized. Lineage: Eukaryota; Apicomplexa; Aconoidasida; Piroplasmida; Babesiidae. The record is from RefSeq and is a predicted model, not a curated record. The coding region runs from base 1 to 4227 and encodes 1408 amino acids. The transcript has a single exon.